GUGUCAUUUGCUGGGCAGCCCAGUACGGAAGCGCCAGCUCUUCCUGACACUAGAGGUGGGAGCCCGGAGUGCGCGGUGGACACGGACAGCCUCCAAUUUCGCGGGGCCUGUUGUCCAUUGCACGCCACUUCCUAGUGCUGGGUUAAUGCGUCACAUUUCAGGAUACCAUUACAUUGAUAGAAAACAAGAAAAAUGAAGAAAAUGCCAUUGUUCAGCAAAUCACACAAGAAUCCUGCAGAAAUAGUGAAAACUCUCAAGGAAAAUAUGGCCUUAUUAGAAAAGCAGGACAAGAAGACUGAGAAAGCUUCUGAAGAGGUGUCCAAAUCCCUUCAAGCCACAAAGGAAAUUUUGUGUGGUACGGGAGACAAAGAGCCCCAGACAGAAACUGUAGCUCAGCUAGCGCAAGAAUUGUACAACAGCGGCCUGUUGGUGACAUUGAUAGCCGAUCUGCACCUGAUAGAUUUUGAGGGUAAGAAAGAUGUGUCCCAGAUAUUUAACAAUAUCUUGAGAAGACAGAUUGGCACACGCUUGCCCACAGUGGAGUAUAUUAGUUCCCAUCAACAUAUCCUCUUUAUACUGCUCAAAGGGUAUGAAUCCCCUCAAGUGGCUUUGCAUUGCGGGAUAAUGCUUCGUGAAUGUGUCCGCCAUGAGCCACUUGCCAAAACCAUCCUGUACUCCGAGCAGUUUGAGGACUUCUUUAAAUAUGUGGAAAUGUCAACGUUCGACAUAGCUUCCGAUGCCUUUGCUACAUUUAAGGACUUGCUUACAAGGCACAAGUUGACUGUAGCUGAAUUUCUAGAACAGAACUAUGACAGAAUAUUUAAUGACUAUGAAAAACUUCUACAUUCUGAGAACUAUGUAACUAAAAGACAGUCAUUGAAGCUGCUGGGGGAGCUCAUCCUGGAUCGACACAACUUUUCCAUCAUGACCAAAUACAUCAGCAAACCAGAAAAUCUAAAGCUGAUGAUGAAUCUGCUGAGAGAUAAGAGCCCCAACAUCCAGUUUGAAGCGUUCCAUGUAUUUAAGGUAUUUGUAGCGAAUCCAAACAAAACGCAGCCAAUCGUGGACAUCCUGUUAAAAAACCAGACCAAGCUAAUUGAGUUCCUGAGCAGCUUCCAAAAGGAGAGGACGGAUGAUGAACAAUUCUCAGAUGAAAAGAAUUACUUGAUCAAACAGAUCCGAGACUUGAAAAAACCCAGCCCAUGAUGAUCUCCCGCGCUGCAUCUUCCACCCAUCAUCUGAAUAAGUGUUUUACCGAAUUGUCAUGGCAUCGUCAGUGCCUACGGUUUUUUUUCUGUUUCUAUUUAGUUUAUUAGCUGCCAAGAGUAUAAAGGUUUUAUAUUAAAACUUAAAAAAAAAUAUUUUGUUCUUUAUAAUCAGUGGGUAUGUGAAAUUUGCAGUUGGGUGCGAGAGGUGUCUCAUUGUCCUCACAAUCACUAUGGACAGUUACUAUGAUGAUGUGAAUCUGACUGAAGUAAUUAUUAUAAUUAUUAUUAUUUCUUAUUUUUAUUGUCACUUGAAACUUUCCAACGUGCAGUACUAGAACUAAGGGCAGCAUUCGGGCAGAACGUAUAACUGGGGUUACGGCCCAGUGCUGUCUCAUUAGUAGUACAGACCGCAGAUGAUCACCUAUUGGCAGUAGGACAGUUCACUGAAUGUUCCCAGAAAAAGACUCUUGGUUUCUAGAAAUGGAUUAUCUGUAAAUGGAUCAUCUGUCUGUAUCUGCUUCUCUUUUAAAGAGGAUAACAAAAAUAUAUUGCUUGCUUCUGAGCAAAUAGGUCAAUAGUCGCCCUGUGUAAUAGGGCAAACAAGCAAUUGCUUGUUCUUGGGCUGAUCACAUGUAUUUGACAUAUUUAAAAAUAGAGUAAGGGUACGUUCACACGCGCAGAUUUUUGCAGUGUAUUCAGCUGCGGAUCCGCUGGCGAAGGCCCCGCUCUAUGCUGGCUUUACAUGUGCCUGCUGGUAGCGGUAAUACGCCGCUACCAGCAGACACAUUGCAGCGAUGUGCGCGGCGUACUCGCAUAUCGCGGCCACUCUCCCUGCUCUGAGCUAGGCAGAGAGCUCCCACGAUGUGCGAAUAUACUGCGACUUGCACAUCGCAGUGUGUCUGCUGGUAGUAUUGCCAGCAUAGAGCGGGCCUUCACCAGCGGAUUUGCAGCGUAAAAUACGCUGUGAAUCCGCACGUGUGAACGUACCCUAAGUGUGGCCAAAUAACCAAAGGGCCCUGCCUGCCUGAUACCCAUUCAUGUAGAUAAAUGCUGAUUUAGGAGAUCGGUGCUCAUGUUGGUCGGUGUAAUACAGCCAUAAGGGUUUUCUUUUUUUUUUUUCACACUUGGUGGCCACCUUAAAGGGGUACUCCACUGGAAAACAUUUUUUUUUUAAAUCAAAUUAUGCCAGAAAGUUAAACAGAUUUGUAAAUUACUUCUAUU
Molecule: messenger RNA, 2429 nt
Organism: Hyla sarda
Lineage: Eukaryota; Metazoa; Chordata; Amphibia; Anura; Hylidae
Gene: CAB39L
Product: calcium binding protein 39 like
Exons: 10
Coding region: 193-1206 (337 amino acids)
Biological process (GO): intracellular signal transduction
Molecular function (GO): protein serine/threonine kinase activator activity
Source: RefSeq, a predicted model, not a curated record